Contarinia nasturtii (swede midge) is the source of this 2578-nucleotide messenger RNA. RefSeq names its product probable glutamine--tRNA ligase (gene GlnRS). The coding region runs from base 141 to 2480 and encodes 779 amino acids. Gene Ontology annotation, molecular function: glutamine-tRNA ligase activity; ATP binding. The transcript has 6 exons. The record is from RefSeq and is a predicted model, not a curated record. Gene Ontology annotation, cellular component: cytosol; cytoplasm; aminoacyl-tRNA synthetase multienzyme complex. Gene Ontology annotation, biological process: glutaminyl-tRNA aminoacylation; translation. Lineage: Eukaryota; Metazoa; Arthropoda; Insecta; Diptera; Cecidomyiidae.
UUUUCAAAACUGGAAUAUAAACCGCACACUUUGACACAUACCAUACCGAAUGAAUUGGAAGGUGAAUGUACACGCGUUUAAUGGCAUUGUUCUCGUAGCUAUUUUUGUAUACUGAUUGAAACUUUGGGUCAACAUAAAAGAUGGGCGAAGAAAAUCUGAUUGAACAAUUUGUCGCACUCGGCAUGAGUGAAACAAAGGCAAAGGAAACAUUGAAAAAUGCCAAUGUUACGAAAAAUCUAACAGCUGCAUUGAAUGAAUGUAAAGGCACACCGUUGCCGGAUGGAGCCGGAAUGUUGCUGUACCACAUGGCCACAAAGAUUAAGGCACAAAUCUUUCAUAAUUUACCAUUGCUCGUAAAAUAUAUUGCAUCGCAAAAAUUAGAUACAACACUUCGCGUUGAUGCGGCUCUUGCCUACUUACUCAAGAAUGGUCUACAAGGAACUGAUAUCAAUACGGCCGAGUUUGAAAAGCAUUGUGGUGUCGGUAUUGUUGUUACCCCCGAAGAAAUCGAACGUCAUGUUGAAGCUGUAAUUGCACAAAACAAGAAUGUCUUAUUGGAACAAAGAUACCGCUUCAAUGUGUUCAAAAUAAUGCAAGAAGUGCGCGAAAAACUACCAUGGGCCGAUGGCAAACAAGUGAAAAAUGAGUUCGAUGUGCAAAUCUUUGAUUUGUUGGGUGAAAAAACGGAGGCCGAUCUAGCUCCGCCUCCAAAGACGAAGAAAGAAAAGAAACCGGCUGAAAAUGCGGGUGCCAAAGCUGACAAACAAAACGGUGUCGAUGAUGCAUCAAAAGUAAGUGAUGGCGCCAGUUCAAUUGCUGAAUUGAUGAAAACAAAAGUGCAUUUCCAUGCACCGGGCGAGAAUUACAAAACUGAUGGUUACGUUGUUACACCAAACACUGAACGCUUGUUGAAAGAACACUUGAAAAAGACUGGCGGCAAGGUACGCACACGUUUUCCACCCGAACCAAAUGGUAUCUUACACAUUGGUCAUGCCAAAGCGAUAAAUAUCAAUUUUGGCUAUGCUAAAGCACACAACGGAACAUGUAAUUUACGAUAUGAUGACACAAAUCCUGAAAAAGAAGAAGAGAAAUUUUUCGUGGCUAUUAAAGAUAUGGUGGAAUGGUUAGGUUAUACACCCGAUAAUAUAACACAUUCAUCGGAUAAUUUCCAGCAAUUGUAUGAAUGGGCGAUAAAAUUGAUUAAGAAGGGGCUCGCUUAUGUGUGUCAUCAAACUGCUGACGAAAUGAAAGGUUUCAAUCCGAAGCCAUCACAAUGGCGUGAUCGUCCAAUCGAAGAGAAUUUACAAUUGUUUGAAGAUAUGAAAAAUGGUAAAAUCGAUGAAGGUUUGGCAACGCUUCGCAUGAAAAUCACAUUGGAAGAAGGAAAGAUGGAUCCAGUUGCCUAUCGCAUCAAAUUUAUUCCACAUCAUCGUACCGGUAACGAAUGGUGUAUUUAUCCCACUUACGAUUACACUCACUGUUUGUGCGAUAGCAUCGAAAAUAUUACGCAUUCAUUGUGCACAAAAGAAUUUCAAUCACGUCGUUCGUCAUACUAUUGGCUAUGCAAUGCCCUCGAUAUUUAUUGCCCUGUUCAGUGGGAGUACGGCCGAUUGAAUGUAAACUAUACCGUUGUUUCAAAACGUAAAAUUGCAAAAUUGAUCACGGAAAAAAUUGUCAACGAUUGGGAUGAUCCUCGUUUAUUCACAUUAACUGCAUUGCGUCGUCGUGGUUAUCCACCAGAAGCAAUUAAUAAUUUCUGUGCUCUUGUUGGUGUUACCGGAGCACAAGGUGCCAUUGAUCCAUCGAUGAUUGAGGCCACCGUACGGAAUUACUUAAACACAAGUGCACCGCGCCGUUUGGUCGUUUUGGAACCUGUCAAAGUUACACUCACCAAUUUUCCGUUCGAUAAACCACAAUCAAUUACCGUACCAAAUUUCCCAAAUGAUCCAACGAAAGGUACGCAUCAAGUCAUUUUCGAUAAAGUAAUUUACAUCGAACAAAGCGAUUUCAAAGAGAAUCCAGAAAAGGGUUAUCAUCGUUUGUCACCUGAACAAACUGUCGGUUUGCGUCAUGCUGGCUACGUGAUUCGUGUGACAGAGGUGAAGAAAGACACCACAGGACAAGUUCAAGAAUUGAUUUGUUCAUGUGAGAGUUCGGAAAAGGCGGGCAAACCAAAAGCAUUCAUUCAAUGGGUAUCGCAACCAAAACAAAUCCAAGUGCGAUUGUACGAACAAUUAUUUUUGCAUAAGAAUCCCGAAGAUUCAAAUGAAGUACCAAAUGGUUAUUUGAGCGAUUGCAAUCCAAAUUCGUUGAAGAUUGUCACUUCCUACACAGAUGCAUCAUUAUUGGACAAUUUAAAGGUGUACGAUCGCUUCCAAUUUGAACGAAUUGGAUUUUUCAGUGUUGAUCCGGAUACAAGUAAAUCGUGUGCCGUUUUCAAUCGAACAGUGACAUUAAAAGAAGACGCUGGAAAAAAUUAAUUCACAACAAACACGAAUUCUUGAACCGAAUCCAAUGUAUGCAAUUUUAAUACAGAUAAAAAUAAUAAAACAUUCAAUCAUUUCGAUGUCUGUAUGAA